ACACGGCGGCCAGGCUCCCUCCAGCCGCGCCCCGCCAGGCCCCGCCGAGCGCCGCGAUCAGCACCCGGGACAGCGCCGCCGCCCUCCUGCCGGGGCGGGGUCCGCGCGCGACGGGCGCCUGGGCCUCUGGGGGGUCCCGUCCAGCCGCGAAACAGGUAGGAGCCGCCGGCACCCGCUCCCGCGGCCCCGUGCGCACUCCCGACCCUGGCUAGAGCCUGAGACGGGAAGGCUGGGAUCGAGAGACCCGAGACAGUGGGGGGCUAGGGCGCCUGGGUGCCCCCGCAGGGAGGACCGUGGGACGCCGCCGCCAUGUUCCCGGAGCCCCCGACCCCGGGGCCUGCAACGCCCGACGCGCCUCCGGACUCCAGUCGCAUCAGCCACGGCCCGGUGCCCCCCUGGGCCCUGGCCACAGUCGUGCUGGUCUCGGGCCUCCUCGUCUCCACCUGCUGUUUCUGCCUCUUCCGGAAGCGCUGUCGGAGUCGAGCGGGCAAGAAGAGACAGGCGGAAGCCCAGGUCUACCUGCAGGAAGUGAAGGAGCUGGGCCGGAGUUACCUAGACAAGGUGCAGCCAGAGGUGGAGGAGCUGGAGCCGGCCCUGUCUGGAGCAGGGCAGCAGGUGGCAGAGAAGCAUGACCUAGGACGGCUGCAGUACUCCUUGGAUUACGAUUUCCAGACUGGCCAGCUGCUGGUGGGCAUCCUGCAAGCCAAGGGCUUAGCGGCCUUGGACCUGGGUGGCUCCUCGGACCCCUACGUGAGGGUGCACCUGCUGCCCGACAAGCGGAGGCGGCACGAGACCAAGGUGCACCGGCAGACGCUGAACCCGCACUUCGGGGAGACCUUCGCCUUCAAGGUCCCCUACGUGGAGCUGGGGGGCAGGGUACUGGUCAUGGCGGUGUUCGACUACGACCGCUUCUCCCGCAACGACGCCAUCGGGGAGGUGCGGGUCCCCAUGAGCUCCGUGGACUUGGGGCGGCCGCUGCUGGCCUGGCGGGACCUGCAGGCGGCUGCGCGGGAGGAGCAGGAGAAGCUGGGGGACAUCUGCUUCUCCCUCCGCUACGUCCCCACGGCCGGGAAGCUCACUGUCAUCGUCCUGGAGGCUAAAAACCUGAAGAAGAUGGACGUAGGGGGGUUGUCAGACCCCUAUGUCAAGGUUCACCUGCUGCAGGGGGGCAAAAAGGUCCGGAAGAAGAAAACCACCAUCAAGAAGAACACGCUGAACCCCUAUUACAACGAGUCCUUCAGCUUCGAGGUGGCCUGCGACCAGGUGCAGAAGGUACAGGUGGAGCUGACCGUGCUGGACUACGACAAGCUGGGCAAGAACGAGGCCAUCGGGCGGGUGGCGGUGGGCUCGGCCGCCGGUGGGGCGGGCCUGCGGCACUGGGCGGACAUGCUGGCUAACCCCCGGCGGCCCAUCGCCCAGUGGCACUCACUGCGGCCCCCUGACCGGGCCAGGCUGCUUCCGGUGCCCUGAUCCCCAGCCCACGGCCCGGACCAGUCCCGGACUCCGGCCCCUGACCCUGGGCACCUGGCCCUGGCCGAGGCCCGGACCGGCCUUUAAGCCUUCUCUGACCGCCAGCUCCCUGCCCCUGCCCCCGCCCCAGUCACCUGACCCACUCCUGACUUCUCACCCCCAACUAUGCCAAUCAUGAUGACUUGCCAACUGCCCCCCACCCCCACCCAUACAUGCACACAUACCCAGAGGCCCCAGGGACCCUGGGGGAUGGGGGAGCAGUCUGGUCUCCCCCUUUCCCAGGACCCCAUACUCUGCCUUGACAAUCAGUGACCCCAUCUUCCAGUCCCCUUACCUCCAUACUCCCACCUCCUUCACAGGGUCGCGAGUUUCUGUUCCCAGUCUGAACCCUGCACUGGGACCAAUAAAUACUCCGCAGCUCUG
Choloepus didactylus (southern two-toed sloth) is the source of this 1893-nucleotide messenger RNA. RefSeq names its product synaptotagmin 5 (gene SYT5). Gene Ontology annotation, biological process: regulation of calcium ion-dependent exocytosis; synaptic vesicle endocytosis; calcium ion-regulated exocytosis of neurotransmitter. The record is from RefSeq and is a predicted model, not a curated record. Gene Ontology annotation, molecular function: clathrin binding; calcium-dependent phospholipid binding; phosphatidylserine binding. Lineage: Eukaryota; Metazoa; Chordata; Mammalia; Pilosa; Megalonychidae. Bases 310 to 1470 code for a protein of 386 amino acids. The transcript is spliced from 9 exons. Gene Ontology annotation, cellular component: synaptic vesicle membrane; axon; dense core granule.